Oryza sativa Japonica Group (Japanese rice) is the source of this 1901-nucleotide messenger RNA. The record is from RefSeq and is a predicted model, not a curated record. NCBI's taxonomy places the organism in Eukaryota, Viridiplantae, Streptophyta, Magnoliopsida, Poales, Poaceae.
CCUCUGCAGAAGCUACAACUAAAUGCAGAGGAUUCGGCUCCCACACUAUCAAAGUACUGGAAGUUUUAAUAGAUGAGAUCUCGUGGGCUCAGUCCAAGUCCAGUGCAGGGGACCAAAGAAAGGCACUACUCCGUCGUGAAGGCUAAAAAGGGAGGGGGAUCGAGGCGAGAGGAACGCCACCGAACCCAAACCCCAUCCAAUCAAAAAUUCGUACGGGAGAGCUCUCGAUUUGAUCGCCGCGACCGCGAGGAUGUACAAGUCGCGGCUGCAGGAGCUGUGCCAGCAGCGGCGGUGGGCGCCGCCGGAGUACACCCACCGGUGCGCGGGCCCCGCCCACGCCCCGCUCUUCGGCGCCACCGUCUCCGUCAACGGCGUGGAGUUCCGCACGCCGGAAGACGCCGCGCGGUCGGCCAAGGAGGCGCACAACAUCGCCGCCAAGGCCGCCUUCGACCACCUCUCCUCCCUCCCGCUGCCGCCGCCUCCCCCUCCCUCCGAAAACCAAUCUUCUUACAAAAGUCAGUUGCAAAUUUAUGCUCAGAAGAAGGGCAAACUGUUGCCUUCGUACCAAACAAUUCGGGAAGGUCCAGGUCAUGCAUCUCGGUUCAAGUCAGUAGUGACUGUAGAUGGCAAAGCAUUUGAAAGUCCGGAAUACUUUCACACAGUUAAGGAGGCUGAAUCCGCUGCAGCAAAACUUGCUCUUAUGUCCUUACCUCAAGAAGCAAGCUCAUCGGAGCAAGUGCCGGUCCAGCCAUUGUCAUACAAGAAUCUUCUACAAGAAUUAGCUCAGAAACAUGGCUUUUCCUUGCCUGUCUACAGCACAACUUCAGAUGGAUCAGUGCAGGUACCUAUGUUCAAAUCAACUGUGGUAUUUCAGGAUGGAAGUUUUCAGGGAGAACCAGCAAAUACUAAGAAGCAAGCAGAGAUGAAUGCUGCUAGGGUUGCUUUUCAACAUUUUGAAGACAGAAGAAAAAAUGCUCUUUCUUCCACUGUUCUAAGAGGACCGCAUUUGGGACAAGGAACAGUGCACAUAUCUGCUGGACAAGUCAAGAUUGCAGAACCUGUUUUUUCAGUUCCCCUAGCAUCAACAGCUACAAGCCACAGUGCAACUGGUGCUACAGAUCGUGAUUAUCACUCCCUUGGCUCCACUAAUCCCCUUCCAAUUGCUAAGUCUACAAACUGCGCUGAUGUACAUAUCCAACCUUGUGAGUUCAAAGAUGAGAAACCGGCCUUUCCAGAGCCAAAGACCGUGCUUGAAGUAAUGGACUCGUCUCCGGAGCUCACACCGUUGGAAGAUGCCUACUCAGCCCCUGUAGCCUCAACCAGUACUGUCAGUUCUAGUGGAUGCGGCUCUGACCCCUUAGCCUCAGCCAGUACUGUCAAUUCUACUGGAUGCGGCUCUGUCCCCUUAGCCUCAGCCAGUACUGUCAGUUCUACUGGAUGCGGCUGCUCCUUGUUAACUAACCGAGUCCAGGUCUAUCCACGCCGUCCUGACCUGGUAUUGCCGGAGGGCGCGACCGUUCUUCCUUUCAGUGACGAUGUUUGGGUGGCAGUCAGCCUACCUACUCUCAACCAUUAAGGCAGAAGAAAACUACGCCUUAGGAACGUUGCGGUAGACAAGAACUGGAGCCGGUGCUUUUGUGAAGUUGUAGCUUCUGCCAAGUUUAAUUUACCUCAGGCGUAGUGCUAGCUGGCAAACGGAACAUGUCCAUGCUGCAGGAACCAUGGUUAUUAGCUUCGAUGUUUAGACGGAUGAACUCUUGUAUCGUAUCUACCUAAUUAGUUGCCCAACUAUCUUAGCAGCAACGUGAAUUGAACUUCUAUUAUAGUUCCCAACCUUAAUUAACCGUGUUAUAUGUUUUUUUUAUAUAAAAAAACAACUUAACUUUGUUGGACUAUCGGUU